Molecule: messenger RNA, 1285 nt
Organism: Pseudomassariella vexata
Lineage: Eukaryota; Fungi; Ascomycota; Sordariomycetes; Amphisphaeriales; Pseudomassariaceae
Exons: 1
Coding region: 472-1161 (229 amino acids)
Source: RefSeq, a predicted model, not a curated record
AGUUCACAAAGCCAUAUAUUGCCUGAUUUCUUCGUCUAUCCUCGACCCACAGUUACCUCCCCCACACUCGCCGAGGACUUUGGUAAUCUCUUUAAUCUACUUCAGCACAAACAACAUGUCGUCAACUACUGCGCGCAUCCAGGAGGCAACUCCCCGCAACCGGGAACUCCUCUCCAUCCUGUCCGAGACGGUCCACGCCGGCCCAGGACUAGAGCAGCAGAAGCGAUACGUGGCCGAUCUGCAAAACGAGCUCAUAGAAGCCAAGAAGACAAACCAGAAACUGGAUGAAAAGCGACAGAAGGAGUUCAAGGACCACAAGAAGUACCGCGACUCAACCAUGAAACGAUUUGCUUACAAAGUAUCCGGCAAGAAGGGUAAAUUUGAGGCUAAGGCCGCCAAGGAGGAGCGCAGUACUUUGACGUGCUGCAGGAGAUACACAAGGCCACGGGAAUGUAGCAGAAUGUACAGGCCAUGCUCUAUGAAGCGCUGGAGGCCCAGAGGGCCUUGGAGGCCGAGGUAGAGAGACAUGUGCAGGCCCAGCGCGACCUUGACAAUUUGUACGACUCCAUUUUCCAGGGCUUCACGCCCGGAUUUCCUGAGGAGGAUACGAAGGAGAACGAAUUGAACAGCGCGCUGCAGGCGUAUCACGGUGCUAGGGUCCAGUUUGAGUGCGAGAGCUCGGCGGUGCAGAUCCUGUCGCAGGCACAGCACCGCAUGACGUCAGCUCUGCACGCCAUCGAGAACGCGUUGGAUCACAGUCGCAUGGACAUGUUUGGCGGGAGCUUCGUGAGCGACAUGAUGGAGCGUAAUGAGCUGCAUAAGUGUGAGAUGGAUGUUUCGCAGGCGCAGAUGCUCGUCAUCCAGGCCCAGCGCAUGUCGCCGACCGUGGGCAACCUGCCGCCCGUCAAGAUCGCCCAAGGAAGUCUUAUGAGUGACGUCUUGUUUGACAAUAUCUUCACGGAUGCGGCUUUCCACGACAAGAUCAAGGAUUCGAGGCUCGAGCUUCAGAGGUGUGCUAGGGUCUUGGAUCAGCAGCUUAAUGCUGCGAGGGGGAGGCAACAGGAGUUGGGUCUGACUGUGAGGGGGAAGACGCAAGUGCUGGAUACUGCGAGAGCGGAACUGCAGGAAGCGAGGCAAAGUAUCUUUGAGACUGUAGCUUAGUAGUAGGAAAAGGCGGGGUUUGACAUGGCUUCGAACAUGGAUAGGGCAUGAUACCCAUGGUCUCUGGAUUUAGGCAGACCAAGUUGGAUUGUAUCCAAAGCGUAUACCAAUAAUUAUUUGCCGC